Tarenaya hassleriana is the source of this 3585-nucleotide messenger RNA. RefSeq lists its product as uncharacterized. Bases 96 to 3395 code for a protein of 1099 amino acids. Lineage: Eukaryota; Viridiplantae; Streptophyta; Magnoliopsida; Brassicales; Cleomaceae. The transcript has 24 exons. The record is from RefSeq and is a predicted model, not a curated record.
AGCUCGAUUCUUCUUCGUCGUCUUCGUGACAUUGCUCGAGAAACCGACGGCGAAAUCUCAAUCCAUAAGGUGAAAACCUGGAAAUUUGACGGAAAAUGGAACGACCGGAGGAGGAAUUUCUCCGGGUAUCGGAUUCGGAAACCAUGGUCUCCGUCACUGUUGGCCGUUUCAUGAGCACGCUUCUCUCCACUCGACCUAGGAAGCUACAAGAGUCUAUUUCCCGUCUCUGUCCUGAUUCUCAUAAGGGUUCUGUAGGUUCCAUUGAUGAGGCACUGUGGUUUUUGUACAAAUACGUUAGAGACGCUGCUGAGAGAGAUGAAUCAAUGGACGAGAUUCUUGUGCCCAUCAUCGAACAUACAUUAAGGUUUAAGGAUACUAAGCAUGGUAGCCAAGCGUUGAUACUCCUAAAUUGGCUAUUUCAAGAUGAGGUUCUCUUUCAAGAUGUGGCGAGAAAUCUUUCAGAAAUCAUUGUGAAGAAAGAGGAUAGGUUUUUGGCACUUGGGUGGUGCUUCCUUGUCCGUGCUCUUGUAGAGUGUGAGGGUAACGAUGAUCAACAGCUUCUGCCUGGAAUUAGGGAGAAGCAUCAUAUGCUUGUAAAGAUAUUUUCUUCUGCCGUUCCUCACUUGUCGUUGAUUUUGCUGAAAGGGAGCAUUUUGCAGGAUGGAUUUGAGUUGCCAACUCGUCUCUCUGUCGCUGCUGCUGAUUGCUUGCUGUCAAUUACUGGAGCAUUAGCAAAGAGCAAUGAGACUCCUGCUAAGAAACCGAAGCCACCAAGCCUUCCCAGGUCUAGUGAACCGGUUGCUCUAAUACCUAAUGUCACAGAGAGGAGAAAAAUGCAGACCCCUGGACCUGUAGGCUUGAACUGUGAGAUGAGGUGUACACUCUGGAACCACCUGGAGGAGCUCAUUUGUCUAGUGCAGAGUCUCUUGGCUUGGAACAGAAAAAACCGUCAAUUACAUGCAAAAGGAUUGAAUCAAGUGCUGAGGUGGUUAAAAGAGAUAAAGUUGCAUCAUAGUGGCGCCCAAGAUGAGGCAGAUACAGAGAUUUUCAUGAAUGGAGCUCUGCUGCUCUCUUCUUGUUGGAAACAUUACAGUGUCUUGCUUCACUUGGAAGACCUGAAGUUCUCAAAGCUUAGUCAGGACCUCUUGGAGCAAUAUUUGUCUGGCAUUCAGUAUUACUCAGAAAGCCAUUCUCAGGGAUCUUCUAAUGCCAAGAAUAGUGGCAUAGAGACACAGAAGUUUUUCGUGAAUUGUUUAUGCCUCUUGUUGGGGCGUUUUGAGGGCAAGAAACUCGAAAGCAUAACAUUGGAAUAUGGAACACGGCUUGUGCCCUCUCUUCUGCAUCAGCUUCGUUGUAACGAUGAAGGUGUUACUGAUGGUGUUGUUGGUAUACUGAAGGCAACCGUCUUUAAGCAACAUUCUGCAUCUGGAGGCAGCUCCUUAAAGACCAGGCACAUGGAUAUCAUGAUACCAUCACUGCUUCACAUUCUCGAUGAGAGGGAUGGCACAGCCAAAGCUGUCAUCGUCCUCAUAGCAGAAUACUGCUCCAUAAGUACAGAUAAUCACUGCCUGAAUGAAGUUCUACAGCGUCUUGUUUCUGGAACAACUGUGCAGAGGAUGAAUGCUAUGGAUGUGAUAUCAGAAAUCAUUCACAUGUCGAACGAUCCUUUCCCUUCCCAUAUACCCUGGAACAAGAUUACAGACUGCUUACUAAAGUGUCUUGGAGAUGAGGAAACCUCCAUUACUUUAUAUACCGUGGAGUUGCUUAAGUUAAUAGAGCCAUCUCUUGUGCUGCCAGCUUUAAUAUCUAUAAUCUCUUCGGCUGAUGGAAAAGUGCUGUCACAGGCUACUGAAGUGUUGCUGGGAAUCCUUAAACAUCAUAAGGAGGAAUCUGAUGUGAUAUGUCUGUUGCUGGAUUGUCUUAGUAGCAAUACUCAAGCUCUGGAUACUCCAGGAACUUCAGAACAUUCCACGGAAGGUUCAAAGUCUGACAAUGAUCGAGUGCUCAAGUUGAUCCCAGAAUGGGCUAAAAAUGUUCAGAACUGGAAUAUCCUGAUUGGACCAUUACUUGACAAGAUGUUUUCGGAGCCAUCCAAUGCCACCAUUGUUAGGUUCCUUAGUUACACCGGUGAGCACUUGGCAAAAGCAUCAAAUGCAGUUCUCCUGCGUGUACUGUCACGUUUGAAGGGGCAAAAUGGAUCUAGUACUAAAAGCUAUUCCACUGGUGAAGCCGAAUUGAUAGAGAAAUCUCUGUUUGACCGCCUUUGUCCUUUGCUUAUACUAAGGCUGCUUCCUCAAAGAGUAUUCAAUGAUCUUGAUUCUUCUAUUAUGUACGGUCAAUUCCUUAGUGGAGACACCACUAAAGGCUUAGACAACCAGGACAUCAAAUUUGAGGAUCACCAAUGUAUUGUUGCUUUCAUUUUGAAAAGGGCAUUUUCAAAGUUUGAAUUUGAAGAAGUACGAAAACUAUCAGCCGAGCUAUGUGGACGCGUCCAUCCUCAGGUGCUAUUCCCGAUUGUUAGCCUCCUUCUAGAAGAAGCUGCCGGGUUGAAAGAUAUUCUCAUAAUAAAAGCUUGCUUGUUUUCUAUAUGCACUUCUCUUGUGGUCAGAGGUUGGGAAUCUCUCUCGCACCCCGCAACACCUAAGAUCAGGAAAUUGUUGGAAACUGUUUUGUUAUGGCCUCCGAUUGGAAGUGAAAUUUCCAAAGCACAGCAUGGAUGCAUUGAUUGUCUAGCUCUUAUGAUAUGUACGGAACUACAACCCGUCGAAUCACCUAAACCUUCUGGAAGUGAUGGGGUACAUACAGGAGGGAAGGACACAUCUGGCGGUGAUGCAUCAAGGGACUCUGUCCUAACAUAUGUGAUUCACCAUCUAAUUCAAGAUAGAAGUGAGCGCUCUUCCAUGGCCGAGCUGGAUGAUGAACACUCUAAUAAGGGUGAAUCUCCGUUUCCUAUUCCAUUUCGACUAUGCAUGGCAAAUGUUCUUAUCAGUGUUUGCCAAAAGAUUUCCGAGUCUGCAAAGAAGAAGUUUGCUCGGAAAACUCUUCCGUCUCUCAUUCAUUCCCUCGAGGUCAUAUGUGAGGGUGAGGUCCGAGCAGCUUGUAUCCAGGUUAUGUUUUCAGCCACAUACCAUCUGAAGUCAGUGCUUCUUCCUUAUUCAGCUGAUCUGCUUAAACUCUCCCUGAGAUUUCUUGAACAAGGAUCAGAAAAGGAAAAGUUGGCGGGUGCAAAACUGAUGGCAUCGCUUAUGGCGAGCGAAGACGCAGUUCUGGAGAGCAUUUCAGGGGGGUUGAUAGAGGCAAGACACCUUCUCUCGAAAGCAUCUUUAUCAGAUCAUUGCCCUCAAGUAAGGGAAGUGUGUGGGAAGCUACUGGCAUGCAUUACUCCUCCAUUGUAAGUAGAACUCAAACUCAGCAGUUAUGUUGCUUUCCAGUCUCCCCCCAUGAUAUUUGGGAGAGAGAGAGAAAGUGAGAGAGAGAGAGAGAGAGAUGGGGUUGUAGGAGUGGAUUUGACAGGGAAGUGUGGUGAAUGUGAAGGGGUUUAAACAAUGGGAUUCAUAUGAAUUGGAGCGGCGCUUUGUGUUAUUA